Messenger RNA from Linum trigynum, 1032 nucleotides. The record is from the annotation of a GenBank genome assembly. Lineage: Eukaryota; Viridiplantae; Streptophyta; Magnoliopsida; Malpighiales; Linaceae.
GACUAAAGCAGAAUUGAAUCAUGAAAACAUGCAUAGAUUGAAUAUGAACUCAAGAUUAUCAAGUCAGAGUACUCAUACAAUCAUCCAAUCAAACAAACAUAGCUAGGGUUCCUCAAAACCUAAGUGAAGGGAAGUUACUCCAUAGAGAAGAGAGAGACUGCAGUAAGAAUCUUCAGAUGAUCAGUCUUCAAGUCCGGGCUUGUUCCUCGAGCUUCCAAGGCGAAGAAAUCCUCCUUCUCUACUCCAAGAAUGCCCUCAAAUCGCCCUCUCUCUCUAGGGUUCGUCCCUUGGGUGUUUGGGAUCCAAAACCCAGCUCUCCUCUUCUUUGGCUCGGAAUUUGGCUUAAAACCAGGAAAUCCCGACUCGCACGGCCAGGGUGCACGGCCGUGCAUAUCACCAUUCUGGCCGUGCAACUCAAAACGCAGCGUGUCAUUUAGUCGAACUUCAGCCCUCUCGCACGGCCAGGGUGCACGGCCGUGCGAGCUUCAGGGGUUGCCCGUGCGUGUCCUCGGCAUAAGGCGCACGGCCAUAUUGCUCACGUGCACGGCCGUGCAGCCUCCCUGGUCUGCCCGUGCAGCUCCCCAAAAACCUCGCCAUUCGUCCGUUCUUCGUCCAAUCGCCCCCAGACUCGCUCCUAAGCCUUCAUUCACGUACUAGGACCUGAAACAUCACAAACAAGCACAACCUAGCGUGAAAUCGGUCUAAACCAUGAGAAAUCACAUCUCAAACGAUGUAAGAACAGGGGUAAAAACCUGUGUAAUUAACGGUCUAUCAAACGCCCCCACACUUAACCGUUUGCUUGUCCCCAAGCAAACCUAACUCAAACCAAUGCAACUCUCCAGACCUCUAUAGCAACAAACAACCCAGAUCGUAGGUAGAGGACUUCCUAGAUCAUUUAGCAGCUUACGAGGUCAACCGACGCACAAGUCAUCUCAUAACUUCUUCGGCGAGUCGGCAUCAUGGCAAAUAGUGAACAGAGGACAAAUGAAUUGUGGAUGAAGAGAUUCUCAAAAACAAAGGAUCAUGGACUCA